AUGGACUCAAGUCAGCCAAAGGCUUCGGUGCAGUGUCCGAUUGCGCCUUUGCCCAGCGAGAUCCCAUGGCCCCGCUUCCUUGCUGCAGCACCCAUACAUUCGGCAGAGGCUUCGAGCGACUCUUCAGAUUACAGUCCCUCUGACGACCAGAACCUCCAAAUAUGGUUGGGCCCUGCAACAUUGCCUGGGAAGCUGGAAAACCUCCGGAUCAAUCGAUCCGACAUUUCCUCGGCAGCAAACUGCGAGAGUUACAGAUCAUGCGUAAGACUGAGUGACUACAUGCGACUUCGUUCGGAAGACCCGCAGAGACCGGAUCUCUCAUUCGGCAGCCUGCUACACGUGGGUGAUGGAUGCAAUUCGCUGUGCUUGAUUUGUAGUUAUCACAAGCCCCCGGCACGCUCCUGCAAGAAUGGAGUCUUUUGCGACUUCUGUCACUUGCAUGACGGACGGCGGAACAGCCGGCGCCGGAGGAGGGAGGCGACCGGGCCGGCGGCUGGUCGAAUGAGUUGGGCCGACACAGAAAUCCCAGUGCUGGAGGCAAUCCGCUUCUAA
Molecule: messenger RNA, 552 nt
Organism: Symbiodinium sp. CCMP2592
Lineage: Eukaryota; Dinophyceae; Suessiales; Symbiodiniaceae
Source: the annotation of a GenBank genome assembly